This is a messenger RNA of Hordeum vulgare subsp. vulgare (domesticated barley), 981 nucleotides long. Its product is annotated as NADPH-dependent aldehyde reductase-like protein, chloroplastic. The record is from RefSeq and is a predicted model, not a curated record. The coding region runs from base 24 to 875 and encodes 283 amino acids. Gene Ontology annotation, molecular function: oxidoreductase activity. The transcript has a single exon. Lineage: Eukaryota; Viridiplantae; Streptophyta; Magnoliopsida; Poales; Poaceae.
GGCAGAGCAGCAGCCAGCUUCACAUGCCGUGUGAUCCAAUGGGCAGUCUACCGCAGCACGCAGAUGUCUCCUCCCUCCUCGCAGCUGCGGGCGGCCACCAGCCGCCGCUCACCGGCCGCGUGGCCAUCGUGACCGGUGGCGCUGGCGGCAUUGGCGCCGCCGUCACCGCGCACCUCGCAUCCCUCGGCGCCCGCGUCGUCGUCGGUUACAUCGGCGACUCGGCACCCGCGGACCAGCUGGUCGCAUCCCUCAACGCGGCCGCGGCCGCAGGCAGCUCCGGCGGGCCACGCGCCGUCGCGGUGUGUGCGGACGUGUCGGACCCCGCGCAGGUGGAGGGCCUGUUCGACGCGGCGCAGGCGGCGUUCGGGCGCGACCUCCACAUCGUGGUGGCGGCCGCCGGGUUCCAGGACGCGGCGUACCCGGCCAUCGCGGACACCGAGCCGGAGCAGUGGGACCGCGCCUUCGGGGUCAACGCGCGCGGCACGUUCCUGUGCUGCCGGCAGGCGGCCCGGCGGCUCGUCAGAGGCGGCGGCGGGCGGAUAGUCACCUUCUCGUCGUCGAACGUGGGGUCGCUCCGGCCAGGCUAUGGCGCGUACGUGGCGACGAAGGCGGCCGUGGAGGCGAUGACCAAGGUGCUGGCCAAGGAGCUCGCCGGGACGGGCAUCACGGCCAACAGCGUGGCGCCGGGGCCGGUCGCCACGCCCAUGUUCUACGCCGGGAAGUCCGAGGAGCGCGUGAGGGCCGUCGCCAGCGAGUGCCCCAUGAAGCGCAUCGGCGAGCCGGCGGACGUGGCGCCGGUGGUCGGCUUUCUCUGUGGUGACGCCGCCGGGUGGAUUAACGGCCAGGUGAUUCGGGUCAACGGUGGUUACGUGUAGUUUGUGCUGUUUGCUCAUAUCCGAUGUCGGCGUGUAAUAAGAGAAUCUUCAACAACGGCACAAAAAAUUCGGGUCUAAUAAAAGUUAUAUCGCAUUACUCUAGCAA